Molecule: messenger RNA, 1206 nt
Organism: Aspergillus versicolor CBS 583.65
Lineage: Eukaryota; Fungi; Ascomycota; Eurotiomycetes; Eurotiales; Aspergillaceae
Product: aromatic ring-hydroxylating oxygenase subunit alpha
Exons: 2
Coding region: 1-1206 (401 amino acids)
Molecular function (GO): 2 iron, 2 sulfur cluster binding; iron ion binding
Source: RefSeq, a predicted model, not a curated record
AUGUGUACCAGCCCGUACACAGACGGCAAGAAGGAGCCGAUUAGGGCCCUCCCAGCUACAUGGUAUACCUCACCUGACAUGUUCGAACUCGAGCGGCGCGCCAUAUUCAGCAAGAAAUGGAUGUUAGUCACCCACGAAGUACGGUUGCCCAAUACCGGCGACUGGGUAAGGUUCGAGAUUGUCGGGUAUGAAUAUGUCAUAUCGAAGGACCGCAAGGGAGAAUUCCACGCCUUCCAUAAUACGUGUCGACACCGCGCUUAUGCUGUUGUUGAUAAGCCAUGCGGUCGUAACCAGAUCCUGUCGUGCAAGUAUCACGGGUGGUCGUAUGCUUUGGAUGGCAAGCUCACCAAGGCGCCGUGGUAUGAUGAUGUGGAAGGGUUUGAUAAAGCCCAGAAUGGUCUAUUCAAGAUCCAUCUGAGGAAGGAUAAACUCGGCUUUAUUUGGGUGAAUCUGGAUGCAGACGAGGACCCUGAGUCCUGGGAGAAGGAGUUUGACGGUAUUGACGAGCAGAAGAGAUAUGAUGGAUAUAAUCUCUCUGACUACGUAUUCAAUCAUGAAUUCGAAAUUGACGCAGAUACAAACUGGAAACUCUGCUCGGACAAUUUCAACGAAUGUUACCACUGUCCCACUUCACACCCCACUAUCCCGACCUUGUUCGAUGUCGAGACGCUCACUCAGGAUUCAAAGGACGGCUACGUUGUCUCUGUGUCUGCGCAGAAUGAGGAGCAGAAGAGGGAAGGUCUCCAGAUUUGCACAACGUACUACUUUCCUAACGUAUCCACCAACAUUCUUCCCAACUAUAUCAUGCUACAGAGAUUCCUCCCCCAAUCCGCCUCGCGAACCAAAAUGCACUAUCAGAUCUUCCGCAACAAGAACGCCAAACCGGAACUGUUCGAAAAGAUCGACACUCUCUAUAAACAGGUCAUGAAUGAAGACAAGGGUCUCGCAUGUGGUGUGCAGAGGAACAUGGAGCGUGGCCUCUUCGUCAACGGUCAAAUGCACCCUCGCGUGGAGAGUGCGGUGCUCCAUAUGCAGUCGAGGACCCGUGAGAUUGUUAAAGAGCACGCAGAGCAGGAAAAGACUGCAGGGCACCAGAUCUGGCCUGCUAGUCAGAAUCCGACUACAGAUGCUGUGACCAAGGAGGAUAGGGCGUUCUGCGACGGGCUUCCGUGUGCGCCUGCGCAGGCUGCUGCUGUUGCGUGGUGA